CGAGCACUUGUUGUUUCGCCAUAUUAUUUAGUUUGCACCUAUACUCCCUCUGUGCUCUCUGCUCUCUGCUCUCUGCGCUCUCGUCUCGGUCUCGUCCACUCAACUCUGUGGACUGCUGUAAAACCAAACCCCCAACAGACCAACAGGCCAGCCGACGUCUACUUUGUGUCGCCUAUCGCUUACGCUUAACCCCUGCGCUCCAACCACAAAACCAACAGGUAAGUGCCGAUGGCAGCCGCCCCUUCUUCCAUUGAUACGAUCUGUUUUUAGCUCCUUCUCUGCACUGCACCUUCCGCUUGCAUGCAGUCUAGUUGCUGUGUUCCCUCGCUGUUACCAGAGGUCUGUCUGUCGGAACAAGGGAGCCAUCCCAUCCCCCUGGGCACGACCAACAAGCUGGCCCUCGGUGUUGUUCACUUGGGCCAGGCAGGACGAGUCAUCCAGGUCGACUGUGGCCGUUCAGAGCUGUCCCUGUCCCUCCCUUAUCAGCACGGGGAACAAGGUCCUUGAACUGUGUUGUGACGGCGGUGGGAACACGCCAGCUCACGGUCCCAGCUUGGGCUUCGUCUCAACGGCACCUCCGUGCCUUUAGCCCGCUUGGGGAAAACUCAAAUUGUGGUUCUUUGUCCAUCUGCCCAUAUCACCACAUCCUGAUUUGGCCGUUCCUGUCGCUGCAGCACGGCCCAGGGCCAGGGGGAGGGAGCCGUCAACUGGCGGGGCAGACCCUCACCAUCUGCAAGCUUCCAGAACACUGACGCCGCCGCAUACCCCAAUCCAAGUCACCCUUGGCUUGUUGGCCAGCUCAGCCCCUGUCUAGUCAUCUUGUCACAGCACAGCUUCUUCUUGCAUGAUCAGUACUUAAAUCCCUACCUCUUGUGCCUGUCUGUCCCAAUUGUCUUCGCGGGAAAUGGCUCACCGUAUCUCUACUUCCACCCGGGCUAACAGCUGCACUUCUUAGGAGCAGACACAUCCAGCAUUCUCCAUCCUCUUAUCUUUCAGGCCUCCGACUUACCACACCAAGGCUUAAUUAGCGUCCCCCGUUGCGCUUUUGGCCAGGAACUCGACCAAAAGAGACAUUGGAAUUUUCUGCAACUUACCACACCCUCAAAUCAUCAAAAUGUCCACCGCAGCUACUCAGCAGCCUCCGGCUAUACCUCCCCGUCCGUCCAGGGGAUCCCAGGACAGGGACAGUUCCGAGCUCCCUAGAAUUCCACCACGUCCUACUAAGCGCGGUCCCUCGCCCAACCCCGACCGAUAUGCCCCGUCUCCUCUGAACGGAGGGCUCCUCAGUCCGACCAAGAAGGACUUCCGCUCAAACUCGAAUGGCGACCCAAUCGAACGUGUCAGAAGCGUUGAUCUGCCGGCUGUUGUCGGCGAGGAGGGCAUGGAAUACGCCGCUCUGGCUGAAGAGGUGACAUCGUCUCGCGACCCGAGCACCUCUCCCACGCAGACUCGAAGCGUGGACGAGAACAUGAAGAUAUAUGCCCCCACGGCGACCAUGCCUGCGUCAAGGGCCAAGCAACGCAUCCAGCAGGUCACAAGGACCGACUCGGACAACGCGGCCGCUUUUGGUAUCGGGAAGCCAAGCCAGGAUCUCCCUACGCCCUCAAAUCGCAGUCUGAAGAAGAAGGCCAGCACAGCUAGCGGCCUGUCCCACAGCGAGGUUGAGGACGAGGAGCAUGGCAUCCCGGAGAUCGGGCAGCAAAUUCCCUUGCUGCCAAACGCUGGCGACGUGCAGGCUCCAUCCCCUGCUCCUGGGUCCGAUGCCAUCAAGUCCCACAAGAGGAAGGGUAGCUCGAGGGGCCUCCCACCUGGGAGCUACGGUCUGCAUGGCCACAAUGUUGCUCCUCAGGACAAGCUCGAAAAGGAGUACUACAACAAGCACCCUGAGCUUCUGAAGCUUGAACGCCACCCCUACCAGGCCGACCGUCCCACGGACUUCGCCUUGAGCAGUGAGCAGCUCAACAAGCUGGUCAGGGACACCGAGUCCACCGGUCACGGUGUUGGCACCAUUGACCAUAUGGGCCUGCCCAGUGAACAAGCUGGUUGGGCUGCGCUUGACGCUAGCUCACGCCCUCAGUCAGCCAAACCGGGCGAGACGGAAGUUCGUAUCGAUGAGCCCAACCGCAGGAGAAGUAUCCUGCUCAGUGGUGACCCUGUUCCUGCCCCAUUGCCGGAGGAAGGCACCGAGUAUACGGCUCCCAUCUUGGCUGAGGACGAGGUGAGGAAGAACACCCCGCAGCGGGACCAGGUAGCAUGCAUCGAGCCCUCAAGGGAGCGCCGAGGAAGCGAUUAUGAGGCAGACCCACCACGCAGUCGCCCCACUAGCCGUCCGGCCAGCUUGUACAAGGUGGAUUCCUCCGAUAUAAGAUCCACGCCCCUGGAGGACGUGGAAGAGUACGAGCCGCUUUUCCCUGAGGAUGAUGAGGGCACUCCCAGGAACCUCACUGCUGCCCAGAUUGAGAAGAUCAAGCAGCGAUUCCCUAGCAAGGACAUUUGGGAAGACGCACCUAACAGCGUGCAUCAUACCGCCACCGUCUCUACGCCCGACCUCGCGGAGCAGAUCCAGAAGAACGUCCCCUCGCGUGACCAAACCGAAACGCCGGCACAGGAAUGGGCUCGCAAACAAGAAGAACUAGCUGAGAAGGAAUUGACACACCCCGACGCCUUCCUGUGGCGCAACCAGAAGCCUUCCUGGGUUGGCCACCAGUCUCACCUCUCCCAGGAGUCUCGUCCUAAAAUGGCGCAAAAAUUCCCGAGUCGCGAUGUCUGGGAAGACACUCCGGACAGUCUGAAGCUCGAGACCACGGUGUCUGGGCCUCAAAUGGAGCCAGCAUCACCGGCGGACAAUAAGCCACCUCAGAUCCCGGAUCGUCCCCGGCGCAAGUCCAGUGGCUCUAAGGAGAAGCCCGCGAUUCCUGAGCGACCUAAGCCCAAGUCGCCAGAGGAGACAUCGCAAAAGCCCCAGAUCCCAGACCGCCCCAAGCCCCAGGUGCCCGCUCGGCCUGUCAAGGCGCCUGCUGCCGCCGGCAAUUCUUCCGACGCGCCGGCUCCUAAAGCGAAGCCCGCAGUACCUGCCAGGCCAGCAGGCAAUAAGAUUGCUGCACUACAGGCCGGAUUCAUGUCGGAUCUGAACAAGAAGCUCGGACUAGGACCACGGAUCUCACAACCCAAGGAGGAAUCCAAGGAUGAAGCGCCUGAGGAGCCAAAGGAGAAGGUACCCCUGUCCGAUGCCCGCAAGGGAAGGGCCCGCGGUCCUCAAAGGAGAGCCCCUGCAGCAGCGGCAGCAGCGGCACCUGCGGAGUCUGCGUCGAAGAAGCCGAAGUUGACCUUUUCAACAACCGUAACCGUCUGGUCUUUGGACCCGGAGUCGGAGGGUACAAUUCAGAUCGGAGGGCUGAGUCCAGCAGAGGAAAAGAAGGAGCAUAUUGCACCUGUCGUUGAGAUACCCGUGGACAAAUCCGUGGCACCUGUGGUCGAGGCAUCUGCAGACGACAAACCCGUGGCUCAGGAGGUCGGGUCCUCAGCAAAGUCAGAAAGUGAACCCAAGCUAGAAGAGACUACUGGUGAGGUUGUCGACGCCCAAAAUGAGGAGGAACCAACAGUGAAGAAGGAAGUGUUGGCAACCAACAUGGCAGGUGAAAGUGUCGAGGAGGCUGUCGUGGAAGAGAGUCAGGCCGGCAAGGUCGAGGCGAAACACGCCGAGGUGAACCCCGUUGAAGACUAACUCGAGGCUUCAACUUGGUUCUCAAAACAUUCCUUCUAGUAUUGUCGAUCUUUACAUGAAUAAGUAAACAAACGUGUGGAGAAGAUGGGUCGGAAGCGCAUCUAAGGGGUCGGGUUAUUCUACAACAGAAUACGUCAGGUAGCAUUCUGGAUUUUUGAUGCCGACUUACUUUCAUUCCUUUACAGUAUACAAACCAGGCCCUCAGCAAUGGCCGUACGAGAGCGCGACACUGCUAGACUUUGUCGUACCGGUCAAGACGACUCACUGCUACACACGCCAUCUCGACUAACAUAACACCGCGAAGCAGCUAAUGUGCUUGCUCUCUUGGCCUCUCAUCAAGCUGACUUAGGCCUGACAAGCCGUCGCGAUGUCUCCACUGAACCGUGACGAAGGAGCAGUGACGAUCUCGUGUAUCAUCCGAGCGGUGUUGGUUAUCACCCACGCGUGCUUCAUAGCUGCCUGUGCAGAUGCCGGUACACUGCAUCACGCACACCUUCAAUGGUAGGGCACUGGCCAUUUCUCAAGUUUUGCACGAGUAUUCUGGCAAGUAGCGUAGCAGCGUCGCGAAUUACCGCAACAGCUGGGUAGUCGCGGAUCAUCUGCCGCUCGUAGGUGUAGAUGUUAUUAGAAGGCGUCAAAUCAGCAACAGCAGUCGUACAGAACGCUGCCAGACAUCAAUGCAUUCAACAAGUUUUUAUGCG
Molecule: messenger RNA, 4425 nt
Organism: Diaporthe batatas
Lineage: Eukaryota; Fungi; Ascomycota; Sordariomycetes; Diaporthales; Diaporthaceae
Exons: 3
Coding region: 1115-3724 (869 amino acids)
Source: RefSeq, a predicted model, not a curated record